Aplysia californica (California sea hare) is the source of this 1444-nucleotide messenger RNA. Its product is annotated as protein jagged-1. The record is from RefSeq and is a predicted model, not a curated record. Gene Ontology annotation, cellular component: plasma membrane; protein-containing complex. Lineage: Eukaryota; Metazoa; Mollusca; Gastropoda; Aplysiida; Aplysiidae. Gene Ontology annotation, molecular function: calcium ion binding. Gene Ontology annotation, biological process: cell communication; establishment or maintenance of epithelial cell apical/basal polarity; heterophilic cell-cell adhesion.
GGAGGAUUCUCUCUUUCACUGGAGGCAAGAGGGAAAUGCUAUCAGGAGAAUGCACAAGAGGGGAUUGAGACGAAGGAUGAGGAGGAGGAGAGUGAGGAGAGAGGGGAAGAGAGGAGUGAGGAAAAAUAUCUGAAAGAGGAGCUGUACUGUCUGGACCACAAGCCGUGUCGACACGGAGGUCAGUGUCACCAGGAUAGCGCUCACAACUACACGUGCGUCUGUCCCGACGGCUACACGGGCACACACUGUGAGAUACCGGUGUGCCAUAAACAUUUCUGCCUCCACGGGGGACAAUGCCGGACCGCUGAAGGUACACGCUACUGCCUAUGUCCCGCCCCCUACAGUGGGCCACGCUGCCAGCAUUGGUCAGACUCCUCCCUCAUCGACUCCAUAGCCCCACCCCCUUCCUCCCCGGCUUUAUGCCAAGGUCAGAACUGUGUCGGCGGGCUGUCACCGAGUGACCCCUGCUACGGUCACGUGUGCUACAACAACGGGACUUGCCUCGUUCCCGAGGGCCACGCCACGCCCACUUGCUGGUGUCCGUUUCCGUUCAAGGGAGAUCACUGUCUGCAAGUGGAAAACCCGUGCGCGAAGAGCCCGUGCCAGAACAAUGGCGUGUGCUCGUUAGACAAGGAAGGAGGGAAAUUCAAAUGUGUGUGUAGCCACGGGUUCUCGGGAGAGUUUUGCCAGGAGUCUACAGCAGACGAUGGAUUAUGCGACGACAUCCUGGCGUGUCAAAAUGACGGCCGCUGCGCUCGCUCGGAGAGAGGACAGUACUACUGCCGAUGCCCCGCCAGUUUCAGCGGCGAGUUUUGUGAGAUGAAAGUCGAGACAGACGACCCGUGUUCGCAACUAGCGUGUUUGAACGACGGCCAGUGUGUUAUAGGUCGACACGGACAGGCGCGGUGUGCAUGCAUGACGGGGUUCUCCGGGAUUCUGUGUCAGAGAGUAGAGGGCGUCUGCGCCGGAAGGCCGUGCCAACAUGGCGGAACGUGCGUGGAGUACGACGGGCAGGUGUUCUGCGCAUGUCGUCGCGGGUACGACGGGAAGGUUUGCGAGAAGCGGCGCAAGAGGAGAAAGACGAGAACAAAGACGAAGACGAAAAACAAGACGAAGACGGAGACAAAGACGAAGACGGAGACAAAGACAAAGACGGAGACGACGGCGAAAGCGACGAGGACGAAGACGACGCUGCGUGUGACGGCGAGGACGAUAAACGUGACAGAGAGGGACGUGGCUAUCACUGUGUGCGCUCAGUGGUGGCUCCUCUGUGGACUGUUUCUCACUACACUCUGUCUCACCGCAUAGACGCUGCGGGGAUGUUCAAGCACAAAAUGUUAUUUAAAACGACGACAGUAAAAUGAUGACGAUGAGAUAAUAGUGAUGAUAGUAAUAAUAGUAUAAUUAUUAGUAGUAUUAUUAUUACCAUCAGUAUCAUUAUUAU